This is a messenger RNA of Coregonus clupeaformis (lake whitefish), 1874 nucleotides long. RefSeq names its product protein farnesyltransferase subunit beta. The transcript is spliced from 12 exons. The record is from RefSeq and is a predicted model, not a curated record. Bases 126 to 1385 code for a protein of 419 amino acids. Gene Ontology annotation, cellular component: protein farnesyltransferase complex. Gene Ontology annotation, biological process: protein farnesylation. Gene Ontology annotation, molecular function: protein farnesyltransferase activity. Lineage: Eukaryota; Metazoa; Chordata; Actinopteri; Salmoniformes; Salmonidae.
UUACAGGAAGUAACUGUCAAGCUGGCCGUGCUCACUGACCGUGCUGCAUCAGUUGAUAAUCAGAGCAAAGUAGCUUGAUAGGGAAAAUUACGGUACACUUUUCAACAAACUCACAUAAAACAAUUAUGGAAAGGGGACCCGCGCCGUUACGGUGCUUCGGCGAAUGUCACGCCGCGGAGAAGUUCACGGAUGACGGAGUGGAGACGGUGACUUCGGUAGAACAGAGAAAAGUCGAACGCAGUAUUCAAGAAGUAGUCAGUGUUUACAAGCAGAUACACAGCUUACCGCAGCCCACUCUAUUGAGGGACCAGCACUACCAGUACCUGAAGAAAGGAUUACGUCAUCUCUCUGAUGCUUAUGAGUGUCUGGACGCCAGCAGGCCGUGGCUGUGCUACUGGAUUCUACACAGUCUGGAGCUGCUGGAGGAGCCUGUGCCCACCGCCAUCGCCUCAGAUGUGUGUAAAUUCCUGGCGCGGUGUCAGAGCCCUAUGGGGGGGUUUUCUGGAGGUCCAGGUCAAGCCGCCCACCUGGCUCCCACGUACGCUGCUGUCAACGCACUCUGUAUCAUCGGCACCCAGGAGGCAUACAACGUCAUAGACAGGGAGAAGCUGCUUUCCUUCCUGUUCUCUGUGAAGCAGCCAGAUGGUUCCUUUGUGAUGCAUGUAGGAGGAGAAGUGGAUGUCAGGAGUGCGUACUGUGCUGCAUCAGUGGCGUCUCUCACCAACAUCAUGACACCCACACUGUUCCAGGACACUCCCACAUGGAUCGUCAGCUGUCAGAACUGGGAGGGGGGACUAGGGGGGGUCCCGGGGCUGGAGGCCCAUGGAGGGUACACCUUCUGUGGGACGGCUGCCAUGGUCAUCCUGGGGAAGGACCACAUGCUGGAUCUCAAGUCUCUGCUGCGGUGGGUGGCCAGCAGACAGAUGAGGUUCGAGGGAGGAUUCCAGGGUCGCUGUAACAAACUGGUGGACGGCUGCUACUCCUUCUGGCAGGCUGGGCUGCUUCCUCUGCUACACAGAGCCUUCUUCAAAGGAGGAGAGACGACAUUGAGCCUGCAGAAGUGGAUGUUUGAGCAGCAGGCGUUGCAGGAGUACAUCCUCCUCUGCUGCCAGAACCCUGCUGGUGGACUGCUGGACAAGCCUGGCAAAUCCAGAGACUUCUACCACACCUGUUACUGUCUGAGUGGUCUGUCCGUAGCGCAGCACUUUGGCAACAUGGACCUGCACCACGAGCUGAUCGUCGGCCAGGAGGAGAACAGACUGGCCCCCAGCCACCCCGUCUACAACAUCUGUCCAGAGAAGGUAGCCCAGGCCAUCCGACACUUCCACCAGCUGCCCGUCCCCGUGCCUGCACAGAAAGAGGGGUCCUCGGGCCUGCAACGCUAACGCUGACCACUCCUAGUGCUCACAGCGUAGGCAUGCCUGUAAGCGUAUUUGAGGGGGUCAAUUUGAGGUUGAAGGGCGAGGCGCAGAAUCGCUUAUCUUGAUCACAUGAAUAGUUAUUUGGGAUGCAAGAUUUGUAUAUAUCAGUGAUUCCUUUUGCAGUACGACUGCAAUGAAUAACUCUGGGAUGAUACAGGAUCAGAUAUUUUUGUCAUCCCCCUUAGGAUUCAGGGUAAAUGUUUUCCUAGAUCUGUGGUUUGGGGCAACAUACAGCGCCUUCAGAAAGUAUUCACACCCCUUGACUUUUUCCACAUUUUGUUGUACACAAAAUUCUAACGUUUAUUUUAUUUUUUUUAAUGGUGAAAUAACACCUAUAUCUUGAUUAGAUACGUUGUCACCCCCCUGAGACAAUACAUUUUAGAAACACCUUUGGCAGUGCUUACAGCUGUGAGUCAUUCCACACCUGGAUUGUACAAUAUAUGCACAUUAUUC